Messenger RNA from Mastomys coucha (southern multimammate mouse), 945 nucleotides. RefSeq names its product olfactory receptor 5B12-like. Lineage: Eukaryota; Metazoa; Chordata; Mammalia; Rodentia; Muridae. Gene Ontology annotation, cellular component: membrane. The record is from RefSeq and is a predicted model, not a curated record. The transcript has 2 exons. Gene Ontology annotation, biological process: sensory perception of smell; G protein-coupled receptor signaling pathway. Bases 1 to 945 code for a protein of 314 amino acids. Gene Ontology annotation, molecular function: olfactory receptor activity; odorant binding; G protein-coupled receptor activity.
AUGCAUAAUAUUUCAGAAGUCACUGAAUUUAUCCUUGUGGGAUUAUCAGAUGCUCCAGGCCUACAGAUCCCUUUAUUUAUCAUCUUCAUUUUUAUUUAUUUGACCACAUUGUUUGGUAACCUUGGCAUGAUUGGGUUGAUUCUCUUGGACUCUCGCCUCCACACUCCUAUGUACUUUUUUCUCAGUAACCUCUCAUUGGUGGACUGCGUUUAUGCCUCAGCUGUCACUCCGAAGGUAAUAGAAGGGUUUCUCACUGAAAACAAGAUCAUAUCCUACAACGCAUGUGCUACACAGAUGUUCUUCUUUGUAGCCUUUGGUGCUAUUGAAAGUUUGAUCCUUGCCUCAAUGUCCUAUGACCAUCAUGCUGCAGUGUGCAAACCCCUGCACUAUACUACCAUUAUGACAAGUACCACCUGUAUUCUAAUUGUCACCAGCUGCUACAUGUGUGGGAUCUUGCAAUCCUCUAUCCAUGUUGCUCUUGCAUUUCGUCUUUCAUUCUGUCAUUCCAAUGUGAUUAAUCAUUUUUUCUGUGACAUUCCCCCACUGCUGACUAUCUCUUGUUCUGACACCCAAACAAAUGAGAUUACACUCCUUGUCUUGGCUACCUUGGAUGUUGUCUUCACUCUCUUAGUUAUCUUAAACACUUACCUGCUUAUUUUCAUUGCUAUCCUGAGGAUGCGUUCAGCUGAAGCACAGAGGAAGGCCUUCUCUACUGGUGCAUCUCAUCUCAUCACUGAGUCCAUCUUCUUUGGUUCCCUUAUAUUUAUGUACUUACAGCCCAGCUCCAAUCAUUCCAUGGACACAGACAAAGUUGCAUCUGUGUUUUAUACCAUGGUCCUUCCUAUGUUGAACCCUGUGGUGUACAGCUUGAGGAACAAUGAGGUCAAAAAUAUAUUUAAGAGGGCUGUUGAAAAAUUAAUAUUUUCACUUCAUCUAGCCAACUAA